Molecule: messenger RNA, 483 nt
Organism: Puccinia triticina
Lineage: Eukaryota; Fungi; Basidiomycota; Pucciniomycetes; Pucciniales; Pucciniaceae
Exons: 2
Coding region: 1-483 (160 amino acids)
Source: RefSeq, a predicted model, not a curated record
AUGAUUCGGAAGGUCGCCCCUUGGCCGCCAACCCCCAAAUCAACCGCCAUCGUCUGUCCUGCUCAUACACAUUGUGAUCGUUCAAAUUGGCGCUGGUCAGCAUUCAACAGUUGUUUAAGGGCCUCCUUCGCUCCGACAAACUUGGGGCGCUCUGACGAACUUCAGGCUGCCGGGAUGCUACUGGUGCUUAUAGCUUCUCAGCAUGCUCGCACACUAGCACUGCAUCAUCAGCAGGACUCUAACUCCUGCGAGGACUCCACUCAUUCGCUUCCCCUUCGCGAGUACUCCCCUUCUUUGCUUUCCCCCUCCACCAAUCUCAACACCAGAGCUGACUCGUCCUCUGUCUGUACCAUCCCCAGUGAAGACCCGGCCGUUUGUGUCCAUCAGGACCUCCAAACCCGAGUUGCUCAACAUGUCUCCAUCCCCCCAGCACAAAGAAAGCACCCGCCAAUUGCUGCAAUGGCCCGCCAGCGAACCAUGUAG